AUGACUCUCCACGCUCUUUCCCGAGACCUAGUAUCGUCCUUUGGUAUAGGCCUUGCGUUAUUAUGUGCAACAUACUUUGUGUACUAUACGGUUUACAACAUCUGGCUUCACCCGUUAGCUAAAGUCCCGGGUCCAUUGCUCGGCAGGGCGUCCCUCGUGCGUCCUGUUGUUCGUGUGUCACCGAAUGAGUUAUCCUUCGCCUCGCUUGAGUCUUGGAAAGCCAUUUAUGGCGCCACAAAUCCGCCGAUGAUCAAAAGCGAAUUCUACGAGAUGUAUGGGUCUGGGUUCAACAGCCUGUGCAUAGGUAGCGAGCGAGACCCCCAAAAGCACGCACAGAUGCGCAAAGCACUCCAGCCAGCUUUUACAAUUAAAGCGGUUUUGGAGCAAGAGAGCAUUGUACAGGCUUCCGUUGAUGAUUUUUUGGCCACCCUCAGUCAGAUUGGGGAUACCGUCAGUGGUUUGAACAUGACAAAAUGGUUCGAAAUGCUCGCUUUUGACAUUGUGGGUGAAAUGGCCUUUGGUGAAUCAUUCCACUGCAUAGAGAAUAGGAAACCCCAUUUCUGGUCAGACCUUAUCGUGGAGCACCUCUUCUUCAUCACAGUGCUGGACAAUCUACAGCGAUUUCCAUUAUUGAAAGCAAUCGGCACGAAGAUUCUACCUCGACUUACAACUAGCGUCAGAGAUAAACACUCGGGGUUCAGCCGCGAGAAGAUAGCAAGGCGCUUGGAGAAUCGAUUUUCCCGCAAGGACUUCAUGGACUACCUUGUUCAUAAGGUGGAUUCCGGAGACAUGGAAAAGGAAGAGCUCACGGCUCAUGCUUCAACGAUCAUUAUUGCAGGAGGUGAGACAGUAGCGACGUUUCUCUCGGCGGCUACCUAUUAUCUACUACAAAACCCCGAAGUGUAUCAAAAGGUCAAGGACGAAAUUCGCUCACGAUAUGCUUCAGUGAACCAAGUUGAUGCAACUUCUGCCCAGCAGUUGCCUUACCUACGUGCAUAUAUCGCAGAGUCAAUGCGAAUCUACCCACCAGCGUCCCAAGGAUUUCCUCGUCUUUCCAGUGGGACAACAAUCAAUGGCGUCUACAUUCCUCCAGGUGUCGAAGUAUAUACGAGUGCGUGGACCAUCACUCAUGACGAAAAAUACUUCCACGAUCCAUUCGCUUUCAAGCCCGAACGUUGGCUCGAUCCUAAAUGUGAGGACGUGAAGGAGGCGAGUCAACCUUUCUCAUUGGGCCCCCGAGGAUGCAUUGGUAAAAACUUUGCCUACAUGGAGAUUUGUCUAAUCCUAGCAAAGAUGCACUAUAAGUUUGAUCUGGAGCUCAUGGACAAACAUCUGGACUGGGAGGCUCAAAGCCGUAUCCAUAUGAUGUGGUGGAAACCCAAACUUCCUGUUCGGUUCACUCCUGCCACCGGGAAGAUGUAA
Messenger RNA from Penicillium maclennaniae, 1422 nucleotides. RefSeq names its product cytochrome P450. The transcript is spliced from 8 exons. The record is from RefSeq and is a predicted model, not a curated record. Gene Ontology annotation, molecular function: heme binding; oxidoreductase activity, acting on paired donors, with incorporation or reduction of molecular oxygen; monooxygenase activity. The coding region runs from base 1 to 1422 and encodes 473 amino acids. Lineage: Eukaryota; Fungi; Ascomycota; Eurotiomycetes; Eurotiales; Aspergillaceae.